Messenger RNA from Periconia digitata, 1305 nucleotides. The record is from the annotation of a GenBank genome assembly. NCBI's taxonomy places the organism in Eukaryota, Fungi, Ascomycota, Dothideomycetes, Pleosporales, Periconiaceae.
CUGCGCUCUACUUUCUCUUACACUGACUGGCACCUGCUAAACAUGGGGAAACCAACUAACUUAGACGUCCCUGGAGGGAAAGCCUAUCGCGACGACACCGAAGCGCUGUCCCUUCACACCACCCCCGACGAUUACGACUACGACGACGUGCCUGAUACUCAAGGCUUGCUGCCUCCAUCGUACCAUGAGAGCCAGGGCGAGAGCUCCAGCGCUUCAGGUUUCGCUCCUGAUUCCGUUGCACACGAUCAACACGUUUUACCAACGAAUGGAAGGAUCAAUCACAACAAAGAUGUUACCAUGAAGAAUGGCGAUCCUCAAGUGUGUGAGGAGGUGGUAGUGAUGGAUCCACAGUAUGACCACGAUCCAGCAUAUCUGGAGAAGGGAAUCCGCGAUUUCGCCCAAAGCCCACCCAACCCUCUGAUCUACAUCAUGGGUACGCACCAGGAGACUAUAAGACAUCGCCAGAACGAUAAACGUGAGAGGAAGACAAUCACUGAUUUCAGAAUCGCUAUACCUCUCCGACAGUAUCUCCUCACACCUGGCGAUACAUCCCGAAUGAGGCUGCUCGUGGCACAGAACGGAGAGAAAACACAUCGUGGCACCGUCUUCAAAACACGAGCGCCGGGUGCGAAGCAGGACAUAGAGGUCGGCACGCCCGCACCAACACUCAAGGAGUGGUGCCACCGAUACUGCGCAUCGUCGCGCAUGUUGCGAAUCUUCCGUCUGCAGCGGCCCGUUACUGGGUUAGAUACAGCCCUGCUGCGCGACCGCAUUGAAGGCAUGAUCCGCGCUACCAACUACCGCGGCUACAUCAGCGUCACUUUCCCCAUCGAAGAAAAGAACAUUGAUAUAUACACCACCAACCGCGUUAACGAAUUGCGCAACACAACGUGGGUGCGCUGGGUAUUCUACCUCACUUUCCUGUGGAUCUUCUCCUGGCCCGCUCUCUACUUUGGCACGAAACGCUACGCUAUCGUCCGCGCGGAAUGGCCCUUCUCCACUACCGAUGCGGCUGGCAACAAGCAAUAUACCAGCAUGAGCGAGGAGCAGUGGUGGAACAAAUGGCAGGUCGCUAUCCGCCGUCUUGUCCUCGGGCAAUACGAAGGCGAGGCUAGCUAUGAUGUUUUGGCCGGUGUUGCUGCUCGUCCUGAAGACCCCCCGAUCCCGGGGACCAUGAACACGGGGCUGGAGGGUCUGGAUCAGGCUGCUAAUAUGCUAAAUCAAGGGUUCCGAUUUGCUAGGGCGCUUCAGACUGGGGAGAGCUUGGGGAGGGGGUUGCAAGGCGGGUGGGGGUAUGAUACAUAA